GCUACAUUUGCAUUGCGUGUAUGGGGAUCAGUCCGGCUGAUGAACCACAAAUAAUGUUUACUGGGGUCGUGUUUGCGAAGCACGAUUGUACAUGAUGCGGGCAUCACACAAUAUAGAUAAUGAAGACCAAAAUGAGACUCUUGAGAGAAAUCCGAGCUGCUGUUUCUGCCAGAUAAUGUCUCCCAAGUUACAAGUAAAAAGGAACGUGACAUCACGGCUGACUAAGCAAGGUGCCUCAGGCAAUCAAUCUACUGCUCCGCUGGACACGGAGCUCCUCCUUUCACCUUGACCUCUGUCAAGCUUCGCAUUCCCCCGCGAUUGAUGCCAACAACUCCCUCUCCCGCACAGAUAUGAUAUAGAACCCUUGGAUACAAUUGGCGCAUCAUGGCGCUGGAGGUAUCCAGCGGUUAUGCCGCUCCCAGUAACUUGAUUGAACCUCCAGGUUCCUUCCCCCCCAUGUUCGAGGUUCGAAACGUCCAGCUCCAGUUCUCGUUGGCUGCCGAUUUCGUUGCUGCGCAAGUGGCCAACAAUGUUCUCAUUCUGGCCCUGGCUACAGGGCGCAUCCUCCGUAUUGACUUGGAUGCCCCUGAGGAUAUUGAUGAUAUCGACCUCCCAAAGAAAUCGUCAGAGAUAGGAGUCAUUCGUCGGAUGUUCCUCGACCCGUCAGCAUCCCACCUGAUUAUUACCACGACGCUAGGCGAGAACUACUACCUACACAGUCAGUCAAGGCAGCCCAAGCUAUUGUCGCGCCUCAAGGGUGUUUCGAUCGAAUAUGUUGCAUGGAAUCCCUCAUUGCCGACAGCUUCUACCAGAGAAAUUUUGCUGGGUACGACAGAUGGCCAGGUUUGGGAGGCCUACAUUGAACCGUCAACUGAAUUCUAUCGCCGCGAGGAGAGAUAUGCCAGCUCAAUCUACCGAACCGCGGAUGGAUCUCCCGUGACAGGUGUCUGGGUUGAAUCAGUGCCCGUUAAAGGCGAACAGAGACGGGUGCUGGUGGCUACACAUGCUCGGUUAUCGUGCUUCUUAGGGAGAACUGGCAGGUCGGGCAAGGAAGGUGGGGGCCCCGUGUAUGCCGACCUUUUCCAGAGAGAAACUCCCGUAGUUCAUGAGAUUGCAAAGCCAUCUAGCUCCGCACCGUCGGUGUUGGUUACCUCGCCCACGGCCGCGGAUUCUCCCGGUGCGGAUGGCCAACUCGAGAAGGAGUUUGCAUGGCUUACUUCCCAAGGCGUGUAUCAUGGACGACUACCAUAUUCAUUGGAAAAGCUGAGCCAGCCGUUUGAGAAUGCGAGUAUGCUUCCGCGGACCAUGUUCCCGGCUACCGAAUCCUCUCGGGGUGGCAAGAAGCUGAUUCAAGAUCCAAUCGCGGCCAUCACACUCUCAGAGUGGCACGUGUUGGUCCUUGUUGAAGGCAGAGUGCUUGCUGUGAACCGUAUGAGCGAAGAAAUUGUCUACGAUCAACUGGUUCUCGAACCAGGGCAGAGUGCAUUAGGUCUUUUGACAGAUGCAAUGAAACAGACGUAUUGGCUUUUUACCAAGCGGGAGAUCUUUGAAGUCUGUGUGCAAGAUGAAGACAGAGAUGUCUGGAAAUUUUUCCUCCAGAAAGAGAUGUUCGACCAGGCUCUCCAGUAUGCCCAUACUAGUGCUCAAAAGGAUGCCGUUGCAACGGCUUCCGGUGACUUUCUUGCCAGCAAGGGUCGUUAUUUGGAAGCGGCCAAGGUUUGGGGCAAGAGUAGUAAAGGGUUUGAAGAAGUAUGCCUGACCUUGGUCAAGCGUGGUGAGCACGAUGCCCUCCGAAAGUACCUGCUGUCCCAGCUAUCGGUGUAUAAAAAAUCCUCUUCAAUGCAAAGGACCAUGGUCGCAAGCUGGCUGAUAGAGGUUUUCAUGACAAAGUUGAACUCUCUUGACGAUAAUAUAACUACCAAAGCGGAAUUGGCGCAGGGGGCAAGCACUGAGGAGAUCCAAAAUGAGCUCCGUAGUGUUCGAAGUGAAUUUCAAGAGUUUGUGACCAAGUACAAGUCUGACCUGGAUCAAAAGACGGUGUACGAUAUCAUUAGCAGCCAUGGUCGUGAGGAAGAACUGUUGUUCUUUGCGACUGCGAUCAACGACCAUAACUAUGUUCUGUCGUAUUGGAUCCAGCGUGAAAAUUGGGCAGAAGCUCUCAACGUUCUCCAGAGACAGAGUGAGCCCGAGGUAUUCUACAAACACAGCAGUGUUUUGAUGACCCAUACAGCAACUGGGCUGGUUGACAUUCUGAUGCGACAAACUAACCUUGAGCCGGAGAAGCUCAUACCGGCGCUGUUGAACUACAAUAAAUCCGUAAAUGGUCCGCUGAAUCAGAAUCAAGCGGUUCGAUACCUGAACUUUAUAAUCUUCAAUCAUCCAAGACCUUCAGCCGCUGUACACAAUACUCUCAUUUCGAUCCAUGCUUCUAGUCCUGCGUCUUCUGAAGCAGGGCUUCUCACAUAUCUCCAGUCGCAAUCGUCCUCCCCGCCUCCAUAUGAUGCUGAUUUUGCUCUUCGUCUUUGCAUUCAACAUCAACGGAUACAGUCAUGCAUUCAUAUCUAUAGUGCCAUGGGGCAAUAUCUGCAGGCUGUUGAGCUGGCCCUGGAACACGAAGAUAUUGAGCUGGCGGCCAUAAUUGCCGACCGACCGGAAGGAAACAAUAAACUCCGGAAGAAGCUCUGGCUUCUGGUCGCCGAGAAGAAGAUCCGGCAGCCAGGUACAGGGAUUAAGGAUGCCAUUGAGUUCCUCCGUCGAUGCGAAUUGCUACGCAUUGAGGAUCUGAUUCCAUUCUUCCCCGAUUUUGUCGUCAUUGACGAUUUCAAGGACGAGAUCUGCAGCGCCCUGGAGGACUACUCCCGACACAUCGAUACUCUACGUCAGGAAAUGGACAACUCCGCGCAAACCGCGCGUCAAAUCCGGUCAGAGAUCGCAGCUCUAGAUACACGAUAUGCGAUUGUUGAGCCAGGUGAGAAAUGCUGGCUCUGUUCACUUCCUGUCCUUAGCAGACAGUUCUUCGUUUUCCCUUGUCAGCAUGCUUUCCAUAGCGACUGCCUUGGACGGGAAGUACUCGAAGGAGCAGGGGGGAAGAGGAAGUACAUUCGCGAUUUGCAAACACAGUUGAACGGCGGUAAUAUUCCCUCUUCUCGUCGCGAGGAGAUAGUGAGGGAAUUAGACGGCCUGAUAGCAGAAGCUUGUAUUCUCUGUGGUGAUCACGCGAUUAAACAAAUCGAUAAACCAUUCAUCACCUCUUCUGAUAAUGUCGAUGAAUGGGCUCUAUAGUCUACAGACACGAAACAUCAAUGCGAUACUUUAUCAUUAUCGCCCUCAUCCCCCCCCCCCC
Messenger RNA from Aspergillus ochraceoroseus IBT 24754, 3343 nucleotides. Its product is annotated as vacuolar protein sorting protein DigA. The record is from RefSeq and is a predicted model, not a curated record. Bases 385 to 3282 code for a protein of 965 amino acids. Gene Ontology annotation, molecular function: protein-macromolecule adaptor activity. The transcript has 3 exons. Lineage: Eukaryota; Fungi; Ascomycota; Eurotiomycetes; Eurotiales; Aspergillaceae. Gene Ontology annotation, biological process: endosome organization; vacuole organization; organelle fusion. Gene Ontology annotation, cellular component: HOPS complex; endosome.